AUGCCAGCAACCAGGAAACUAAGCCACGAAGAGCGAAAACGAGGUGAAGUGGCCCUCAGUGAAUUCGCCGAGUAUGCCGAUAAACAGCAAGCCCAUCGCUCCGGGCAAGUCGCACCCAGCGACAGCGGGUGUUCCACCGCCAGCGUAUCGCGCGACCUUGAGGACCACGCAGAGCUUGACAUUCUUGAUCAAUUAGGGCUGUCCGAUGCCCCUCAACCAGCCAAGCUUAAGGAACUCCUUCUUGGUACAAGCGAUGCCAUCGAAGACAGCCUGCAAGUGCUAGCUGCGACAUUACAAACGCGCAUUGAUGAAGGCCAUGGGGAAACUAUCUUCGAUCUCGGGUUGGAGGAUGGUGGUGAAUCCAUGGGCUUCGAUCUCGGUCAAUGGAAGACAGCGCUGCAGCGUCUGCGCGAGGCGGCCGAGACCAUCCCCGCCCACUGUCGAGUAUUGCUGACCUACAACGUCGGAGGCCCCGAAGAAUCGCCUAUUACCAAUGACCGGGUACAGGGCGCUUGGGGUAAGGUCCUCGUGCGCCACCAUAUUGGUAAUAUCGAGGAGAUGGCGGAGCUCCGGAUUGCCGUAGUGGGGAAUGUCGAUGCUGGAAAGAGCACUAUGUUGGGAGUACUGGUGAAAGGUGAUCUUGACGAUGGACGUGGUCGUGCGCGAGUAAAUCUGUUCCGCCACAAGCACGAGAUCGAAAGUGGGCGUACCAGCUCCGUCGGGUUGGAGAUCAUGGGCUUCGACAGCCGAGGUGAAAUAGUUGGCAAUACGCAGGGCCAGGGCCGGAAGCUCUCUUGGGAAGACAUCGGCAAGCGCUCUGCUAAGGUCAUCUCCUUCUCCGAUUUAGCUGGUCACGAGCGGUAUCUGCGCACCACGGUUUUCGGUAUGUUGAGCAGCAGCCCCAACUACUGUUUGCUGAUGGUCGCUGCCAACAACGGCCUGAUCGGAAUGAGCAAGGAGCAUCUAGGUAUUGCUUUGGCCCUCAAUGUGCCUGUCAUGGUCAUUGUCACCAAGAUUGAUAUUUGCCCGCCCCAUAUUCUGCAGGAGACUUUGUCCCAGCUGACCAAGAUUCUCAAAUCGCCUGGCGCGCGUAAGAUUCCAAUCUUCGUUAAGGAUAUGGAGGAGACCAUUAACACGGCCACGCAAUUCGUCAGCCAGCGGAUAUGUCCUAUCUUCCAAGUGUCCAAUGUUACAGGAGAGAACCUCGACCUAGUACGGACCUUCCUAAACAUCCUACCUCACCGCGGUCAAUAUGACGCUGCGGGAGCCUUCGAAUUCCUGAUCAACGACACCUUCUCCGUUCCUCAUGUGGGUACAGUUGUCUCAGGUGUGGUCAAGUCCGGUGUCAUUCAUGCCGGUGACACGGUCAUAGUGGGACCAGACUCGCUCGGCCAGUUCACCACCACAGUCAUCAAGUCCAUUGAACGCAAGCGUAUACAGGUGAAAGCUUGCUUUGCUGGUCAGUCUGGAUCUUUCGCCCUGAAGCGCGUCCGCCGGAAGGAAGUGCGCAAGGGUAUGGUAGUGUUGAAAAAGAUAGAGGAGCCUCCCAAGGUGUAUCGGGAAUUCGUCGCGGAGGUCCUAAUUCUUUCUCAUGCAACCACCAUCAAGCCUAAAUACCAGGCUAUGCUUCAUGUUGGGGCAGUCAGUCAGACAUGCUCGGUCAUUGACAUCGACCGCCCUUUCAUUCGUACCGGAGAUCGAGCGCUAGUCGCGUUCAGAUUCGUACAGCGUCCUGAAUUCUUAGCCCCCGGGGACCGUGUUCUCUUCCGUGAGGGCAAGACGAAAGGACUAGGAAUUGUUAAGAGCAUCGGGUAUGACUCGGCGCAACCGUUGAACCCAAAUGCAAAGGAGGGAGCUUCGACCCCUACACCUACGAUACCUCAUGACUAG
Penicillium hordei is the source of this 1890-nucleotide messenger RNA. RefSeq names its product putative GTP binding protein (GTPBP1). Gene Ontology annotation, biological process: translational elongation. Bases 1 to 1890 code for a protein of 629 amino acids. Lineage: Eukaryota; Fungi; Ascomycota; Eurotiomycetes; Eurotiales; Aspergillaceae. The transcript is spliced from 3 exons. The record is from RefSeq and is a predicted model, not a curated record. Gene Ontology annotation, molecular function: translation elongation factor activity; GTPase activity; GTP binding.